CUUUGAAGAAGUUUGGGGAAAAAAGUUUGGAAAAGCUUCUAUAAUAACGAGGGGGCGUCCGGAGGGAGGCGGCGGCGGCCGAGGGGGCGUCUCAGAGCAGGGGAGGGAGGGAGCCGCGGGUGAAGGUGCGGCGCCUCCCGAGCUCCCCCUCCCACCCAGCCCGGGACCUGGGGGCUCUGGCCGGAUCCAUGGGGGCAGCGAGCUGCGAGGAUGAGGAGCUGGAAUUUAAGCUGGUGUUCGGGGAGGAAAAGGAGGCCCCCCCGCUGGGCGCGGGGGGGUCGGGGGAAGAACUGGACUCAGAGGACACCCCACCAUGCUUCCGUCUGGCCCUGGGGGAGCCCCCUCCUUAUGGUGCUGCCCCUAUUGGCAUACCCCGGCCUCCACCCCCUCGACCUGGCAUGCACUCACCACCACCCCGUCCUGCCCCCUCACCUGGCACCUGGGAGAGCCAGCCUGCCCGGUCAGUGAGGCUGGGGGUGUUGGGAGGAGGACCUGGGGGGGCUGGGGGAGGCCGUGUGCUUGAGUGCCCCAGCAUCCGCAUCACCUCCAUCUCUCCUACGCCUGACCCACCAACCACGCAGGAGGACAAUCCUGAUGCCUGGGGGGACGGCUCCCCCAGGGAUUAUCCCCCACCGGAAGGCUUCGGUGGCUACCGAGAGGCAGGGGGCCAGGGCGGGGGCCCUUUCUUCAGCCCAAGCCCUGGCAGCAGCAGCUUGUCCUCCUGGAGCUUCUUCUCUGACGCCUCUGACGAGGCAGCCCUGUAUGCAGCCUGUGAUGAGGUGGAGUCUGAGCUAAAUGAGGCAGCCUCCCGCUUUGGCCUGGGCUCCCCACUGCCCUCGCCCCGGGCAUCCCCUAGGCCAUGGACCCCCGAUGAUCCCUGGAACCUGUAUGGCCCAAGCCCGGGAGGCCGGGGGCCAGAGGAUAACUGGCUACUCCUCAGCGCUCCAGGGCCCAGUCCAGCCUCCCCACGGCCUGCCUCUCCCUGUGGCAAGAGGCGCUAUUCCAGCUCUGGAACCCCAUCUUCAGCCUCCCCAGCUUUGUCCCGGCGUGGCAGCCUGGGGGAGGAGGGGCCUGAGCCACCUCCACCACCCCCCUUGCCUAUGGCCCGGGACCCUGGCUCCCCUGGUCCCUUUGACUAUGUGACUGCCCCACCGGCGGCGGCGGAGAGCAUCCCCCAGAAGACCCGGCGGACUUCCAGUGAGCAGGCUGUGGCACUGCCUCGGCCUGAGGAACCUGCCCCGUGCAAUGGGAAGUUGCCUUCCGGACCAGAGGAGGCUGGGGCUCCUCCUGGGGGUCCUCGGAAGGAGGUGGCUGGCAUGGACUACUUGGCGGUGCCCUCCCCACUGGCUUGGUCCAAGGCCCGGAUUGGGGGACACAGUCCCAUCUUCAGGACCUCUGCCCUACCCCCUCUGGACUGGCCACUGCCCAGUCAGUACGAACAGCUGGAGCUGAGGAUCGAGGUGCAACCCAGAGCCCACCACCGGGCUCACUAUGAGACAGAGGGCAGUCGAGGAGCUGUUAAAGCUGCGCCUGGUGGUCACCCGGUCGUCAAGCUCCUAGGCUACAGCGAGAAGCCACUGACCUUACAGAUGUUCAUCGGCACUGCAGAUGAAAGGAACCUGCGGCCUCAUGCCUUCUAUCAGGUGCACCGGAUCACGGGCAAGAUGGUGGCCACGGCCAGCUACGAAGCCGUGGUCAGUGGUACCAAGGUGUUGGAAAUGACCUUGCUUCCUGAGAACAACAUGGCAGCCAACAUUGACUGUGCUGGAAUCCUGAAGCUUCGAAAUUCAGACAUUGAGCUUCGGAAGGGCGAGACAGACAUCGGGCGCAAGAACACUCGUGUGCGGCUGGUAUUCCGGGUACACGUGCCACAGGGCAGCGGGAAGGUUGUCUCCGUGCAGACAGCGUCGGUGCCCAUUGAGUGCUCCCAGCGCUCUGCCCAGGAGUUGCCCCAGGUGGAGGCCUACAGCCCCAGUGCCUGCUCUGUGAGAGGGGGUGAAGAACUAGUGCUGACUGGCUCCAACUUUCUGCCAGACUCCAAGGUGGUGUUCAUUGAGAGAGGCCCUGAUGGAAAACUGCAGUGGGAGGAGGAGGCCUCGGUGAACCGGUUGCAGAGUAAUGAGGUGACACUGACCCUGACUGUCCCAGAGUACAGCAACAAGCGAGUGUCCCGGCCUGUCCAGGUCUACUUUUAUGUCUCCAAUGGACGGAGGAAGCGCAGUCCUACCCAGAGUUUCAAGUUCCUGCCUGUGAUCUUCAAAGAGGAGCCCCUGCCGGACUCAUCUCUCCGGGGCUUCCCUUCAGCAUCGGGCCCCCCCUUUGGCACUGACAUGGACUUCUCACCACCCAGGCCCCCCUAUCCCUCCUAUCCUCAUGAAGACCCUGCUUAUGAAACUCCUUACUUGUCAGAUGGUUUCAGCUAUGGCACACCCCCUUUGUACCCCCAGACAGGGCCCCCACCAUCCUACAGACCUGGCCUACGGAUGUUCCCUGAGACUGGGGGUGCCACAGGUUGUGCCCGUCCACCUCCGGUUUCCUUCCUUCCCCGGCCCUUCCCUAGUGACCCCUACGGAGGACGGGGUUCCCCUUUCUCCCUGGGGCUGCCAUUCCCAUCUCCGGCCCCCUUUCGGCCUCCUUUACCUUCAUCCCCACCUCUUGAAGGUCCCUUCCCUCCCCAGAGUGCUCUUCAUCCCCCACCUGCUGAGGGCUACAAUGAGGUAGGGCCAAGCUAUGGCCCUGGGGAGGGGGCUCCGGAGCAGGAGAAAUCCAGGGGUGGCUACGGCAGCGGCUUCCGAGACAGUGUCCCUAUCCAGGGUAUCACGCUGGAGGAAGUGAGUGAGAUCAUUGGCCGAGACCUGAGUGGCUUCCCUGCAUCUCCUGGAGAAGAACCUCCUGCCUGAACCGUCGCCUGGCAACCCCAGACCCCUCCCCUAGCCUGCCCACUUUCCCUUCGUCCUGGGUGGUGGUUCCAGAAGCUUGGGGUCAACCUGAUUCCUCUUUCCCCAGCUUUUACCUCCUCACCCCCACCUUUUGUCCCUCCCCACCCCGACUGAGGUGUGAUCCCCGGACCUGGUGCUGUCUUGGAGGACUGGGGGAGGGAGAGCGUGGACAACCAAGCUGGGGUGGGCCCUGAGGCUGUGUUCAAGGAUGGUGCGGUGAGGGCUGUGUCUAGAUUGUCUACUGGUCAUGGUGCUGGGAAGCGGGGCAGGUUGAUGGGUAAUAAAUUGCUCAUUCACUAGCGCUUCAGGCUCCAGGAGUCUUUGGAGAAAGAGAUGGGAUGACUUCCUCUAGCCUGGUCUGAGGGCUUUAGAGGUUGGAAAGAGAUGGGAUGUGGCUGGGAUUAUUGCAUCCCAAAGAGCUUCUCAGCAGAGGGUCCUGGGGUGGGAUUAUGGGGUCAUAGGCUCCCUAAUAGCACAGGGUUGAGGGGUCAGGGCUUGAGUUGGCCUCUCCACCCCAGGGAUUCGGAUUCCUUUAGGAGCUUUUGCAUGGGACUUGGGAAUUCGUGUAUUUUCAAGUUGCUUUCUCUUGCCACCACCCAGAUUCUCAUUCACUGCCAAGGUCAGGAAACAUCUGUUGUCUAGUCCCUCUUCCUCAUUUUUCAAGGAGAAAUCUCAGACUCAGAGAGGUCUUACAGGCCAUAUAGCUAAUCAAGCAGGUUGAACCCUUUUCUCCUGAUCUUCUGCCCCAAAUCCACAUUCAGACAGCUUGGCCCACAGGCCUCAGUUGCAGGAGGCUUAUCUCCCUGGGGGAGGGUGGGCGGUGAGGGAAAGCUGGCAGGGAUCCAU
Talpa occidentalis (Iberian mole) is the source of this 3785-nucleotide messenger RNA. It is a transcript of the gene NFATC4, whose product is annotated as nuclear factor of activated T cells 4. NCBI's taxonomy places the organism in Eukaryota, Metazoa, Chordata, Mammalia, Eulipotyphla, Talpidae. Gene Ontology annotation, biological process: calcineurin-NFAT signaling cascade; regulation of transcription by RNA polymerase II; cytokine production. The transcript is spliced from 10 exons. Gene Ontology annotation, molecular function: RNA polymerase II cis-regulatory region sequence-specific DNA binding; transcription factor binding; DNA-binding transcription factor activity, RNA polymerase II-specific. Bases 189 to 2900 code for a protein of 903 amino acids. Gene Ontology annotation, cellular component: transcription regulator complex. The record is from RefSeq and is a predicted model, not a curated record.